Molecule: messenger RNA, 1028 nt
Organism: Mangifera indica (mango)
Lineage: Eukaryota; Viridiplantae; Streptophyta; Magnoliopsida; Sapindales; Anacardiaceae
Product: pectinesterase inhibitor 7-like
Exons: 1
Coding region: 60-716 (218 amino acids)
Biological process (GO): negative regulation of catalytic activity
Molecular function (GO): enzyme inhibitor activity
Source: RefSeq, a predicted model, not a curated record
UAACACAGAAAGACGCCGCUCUCAGUAUCGCACAGUCCGCAAAACACAACACAAAAGCCAUGAACAAAAAUACUUCACGUCCCCUCUUCCUUCUCCUCUUAUUCUUUUUAUCUUUCCAUUCAAUCUCAGCCCUUAAUCUCAAUCCAAUGCCAUCCGUCGAUUUCAUCCCCAGUCCCGACUCCGAACCCGUAAACAACGGCUCAGAUUUCAUCCGCUCCAGCUGCAACUCCACUCUUUACCCCGACCUCUGCUACGCCUCCUUGGAAGGCUACUCCAGUUCCGUCCAGGAGGACCCUGCGCUGCUGGCUCGAAUCGCCAUCGGCGUCAGCUUGAAGAAGACCAAAGCCAUGGCGGCUCACAUCGCCAACCUCAGUCGCGUGGCAGACUACAACUCCGACCCCCGGGCGUCGUCGGCCCUACACGACUGCCAGGAGAACUUCGGCGAUGCUGUCGACGAGAUCCAUGGAUCGCUCAAACAGAUGCGCCAACUCGGCGCGGCGGGAGGCUCGAAGGAGAGCCUCAGGUUCCUGAUGAGUAAUGUGCAGACGUGGAUGAGCGCCGCGUUGACGGACCAGGAGACGUGCACGGACGGUUUCGAUGACGUGGCGGACGGGCCUGUUAAGGCCGACGUUGUUGAUAGGGCGGCUUAUGUGAAGAAGCUUACGAGCAAUGCGCUUGCUUUGGUUAAUAGUUUUGUCGAUAAGGAAAUUAGUUGAUGAUCAAAUGAUGGGUGGUUUUGGACCGUCGGAUGUUAGUGAGUAAGAUAAACUUAGUGUAUGAACUAUAUACAACACUUUAUAGUUUGUAUAAAUAUUUAUAAUUUUAAUUUAUCAUAAUUUAUAUGUAUGUAUGUAAUAGGAAGAAAAAUGGAUGGUAAUUGCUGAGUCGAGUCUGAGUCGAGCGAGUUAGUUUCUUUCGUGACUGUAAUGUAAAUGUUUUAGAGUUGAGUCUGGUUUUUGUCCUCGGUUGGAAGUCGCGACCGAGUUUAGUGAGUUGAACUCCGAGUUAACUGACUUUUCUUUCUUUUA